AUGACUUGGUCCUCGACAUGCACAGCCAACGACGGCUGCACGCUGGCCUUUGAGAGCUCGCAGCCGCUCCCUGGCUACCCCCCGUCCGUGUCAAUGAAAUCCUACGACACCUGCAUCGUGCUGCUGCACGGUUUUAGCGGGUCGUCGGCCUACUUCACGCGCAACCUGGGCAAGAUUGGCGCGCGCUUCUGGACCGUGGCGCCCGACAUGCGCGGCCACGGCCAGUCCGGCCGCACCGCUGGCGGAUACCACGUCGCGCGGCUCGCCGCCGACCUGCGCGACGUGCUCGCGCAUCUCGAGAGCAGCCGGCCACAUUCCGAGCCCGGCACCGCGCGCCCCCCGCUCCGCGUCGUGCCCGUCGGCUGCUCCAUCGGCGCCGCCGUGGUCUGGACGUACCUGGAGCUGUUCGGCGACCCAGCAGCAAGCGCAGGAGCAGGAGCAGCAGUCAACUUCGAGUUCGUAGGCUUCGUGUUCGUCGACCAAGCGCCGCUGCAGGAGCGGUCGCGGUUCGGCCCCAGCGCGUGGGACCCGUCGCGGGCGCACAAGGGCUGCUACGACGAGGCGAGCCUGGCGGCGGCGCAGGCGGCGUGGACGGCGGCGGACCGCCGCCCGACGCACCGCGCGCUCGUCGCCGAGUGCCUGGGGUACCGGUUCCACCCGCGCGUCUACGACGGCGUGUCGCCCGACCAGGCGCGGCGCGACGAGGCCUUCUUCGCCGCCAUCAGCGCCCAGUGCGACGGCACGUGGCUGGCGCGGCUCAUGGCCGACCACACGCGCUACGACCACCGCGAGGCCAUCGAGUUGCAUGUCAAUAAGCCGACGCUGGUCAUGGCGGCGAUGCGGAGCGGGUGUUUCACGUUGAUGGGGCUGGAGGAGAUAGUCGCCCGUGUCAUGAGCGGGGGCCGGGUUGACAAGAAGGACGUGCGCAUGGCCAUAUAUGGGUCGGGGCACUGGCUUUUCUACGAGGAGCCCGAGAGGUUCAAUGGCGACGUGAUCGAGUUUGCGGCCCAUUGCUUUGGCUCGGGUUGA
Lasiosphaeria miniovina is the source of this 1029-nucleotide messenger RNA. RefSeq names its product Alpha/Beta hydrolase protein. Gene Ontology annotation, molecular function: catalytic activity. Bases 1 to 1029 code for a protein of 342 amino acids. Lineage: Eukaryota; Fungi; Ascomycota; Sordariomycetes; Sordariales; Lasiosphaeriaceae. The transcript has a single exon. The record is from RefSeq and is a predicted model, not a curated record.